AUGACCAUGACAGUCGUCGUUGGUUUGAGCUUAGCUGUAGCUGGAUAUACCGGACGAUAUCUCGCUCGUUAUGGUAAAAUCUUCUCGCAGAAUUGGGCUAAGGCCAGCACAAUUAUUUCUGAAGGACUCUCAUCAAAAUAUUACAAAGGUGGAUUCGAUGCAAAAAUGAAUCGACGUGAAGCUGCAUUGAUAUUAGGCGUUAGUCCAACAGCAAGUAGGACACGAUUACGUGAUGCUUAUAAACGAUUGAUUAUUCUCAAUCAUCCCGAUCGAGGGGGGUCACCGUAUAUCGCUGCGAAGAUAAAUGAAGCAAAAGAAAUAUUUGAACGUGGAAUAAAAUAA
Messenger RNA from Adineta ricciae, 342 nucleotides. NCBI's taxonomy places the organism in Eukaryota, Metazoa, Rotifera, Eurotatoria, Adinetida, Adinetidae. The record is from the annotation of a GenBank genome assembly.